UAUUUUUAGAAUAUGAUCUAAAUCGGGUCCUGUUUUGUAAAUAUCAACUGAUUCGUGUAUUUUGACGUCUAUCGACAAACAUGGCGGCCACCAUGACGCUGGACGGUUCGGGAUCAAAGAUGGAAGGAAAGAGCUCCAUUGUUGAUGAUUUUAUGUAUGGUUCCAAUGUUGCAACAGCUCACGUCUACAUACGCAUGGGGUUUCUUCGCAAGGUGUAUGGGAUCCUCACUGCACAGAUUCUGCUUACCACAAUAGUUGCUGCUCUUUUUAUUGUCAGCGAACCCAUAAAACAUUAUGUACAAAACAGUGGCUGGAUGAUGAUGACUGCUCUCUUUGGGACAUUUGGUGUACUUCUGGCUCUGAUGUGGAAACGGAAUGAAACUCCAACUAACUACAUUCUCCUUGCAGUCUUCACACUCAUGGAAGCAUACUCUGUUGGGGUUGUUGUGACGUUUUAUAAUGUGAGUGCCGUGAUUGAAGCGUUCGUCUUGACCUUGGGAGUGACACUGGCCUUGACGGUUUAUACACUUCAGAGUAAACGCGAUUUCAGCUCAUGGGGUGCUGGGCUGUUUUCUCUACUGUGGAUUUUGAUCCUUGCUGGAAUGUUGCAGUUAUUUUUCCCCAGUGUUUUGAUGGACAAGGCGAUUGCAAUCGGAGGUGCCGCCCUCUUCUCCAUGUUUAUCAUCUUUGACACACACAUGAUGAUGCACAAGCUGUCACCGGAAGAAUACAUUUUGGCGUCCAUCAACCUUUAUCUCGAUAUUCUCAACCUCUUCCUGCACAUUUUGAGAGCGCUUGGAGACCGCAAAUAACAUUACGACAUUAAGUGAUUAAUUUAAAUAGGUGUAAAAGGGACUAUGCUGAGUUUCCUGCCAUUGUAACAUGUUUGCGACCAACAGAUCCUUUUUGAUGAUUAAAAUUUCAUAUUAAAGAUAUUUUCCAGUUUAGAAUAUCAGUAUCUGUAUAAACAAAGUGUUUGUUGUCAUCCUAAUGUUUGAAGUAGGCCAAACCAGACCACAUUUUACCUUCCAAUAAUUUCAUACAUAUGAAAAAAAUUAUAUAUGGUAGAAAGAACAUCAGCAGUGAAUGCUACGAACAUUAGCACAUAACCACGAACACAUUGGAUAUACAGACACUGGUAUUAUAAACACGAGCAUGUAUUGACCAGGGCUUCUAGAUUGUGGUAGCCCUACUCCCAUGGCUAGUGAUAUUCAGUGUUGGGCUAGUAAAUAAUUACUAUAACUAGCCCGACAGCUAAUGGAAAAGAACCCAUGUCAAAUGCUGCAGUUACAUAUUUUGUAAAUAUGAAUAUAAUGCCCCCUCUUUCAACCCCGAUCUAAGGAUUUUUAAGCUCAAUCUCCCUCUUUAGGUGACAUAUCUGAUUAUUACUAUUUGUAAAAUUGCAUUUAUUUCAAAUAGGGCUAGUGAAUUUUUAAUCAUGGCUAGUACAUUUUUAAAUCCCUGAUCCCAUGGUAGUGAAUUUUUAUAAAAUUCUAGAAGCCCUGAUUGACUAUGUAAUUUUAGUCACCAAAAGGCUCUGUUAGUCAGAAACAUCUUACAAUGGUUGCAAACUCGGGCUAGUCCCUUUAAGACAUCUAUCUUGGUAGUUAAUUUCAAAUACAUGUCAAGACUUAUGUGAAUAUGUCUCCAUUUAAAACAAGAAAUAUUUUGUUUUAAGGGACGUUGUUAAAACGAACAUGUUUCAAGUACUAGUGUGUAUGUGCUUUCUGAUCAGAAAAAUACCCCAUGCCUGUAUAUAGGACGAUAUUUAAAUAAUGUUUCUAUAAUAUAGUUGUGAAUAUAUGUGACAAUUACUAGUUGCUUCAUUGGAAAACAAAAUAAGUACUUUUUAAGUAACGUUGUAGUAUAAAAUAUCAUUAUUCAGGAUUCACACCAGAAAUGAAUGUGGAGGUAAAAUUAUUGAAAUGUCUUUAGUUCAUGCAGCAUUUUAUUAUCGCCUUCAUUUGUCUCUACCUAAUCUGUGUAAACAUUAGAAUGUAGCUACUUCUCGGAUCAGCCUUGCUUAUAAAUUUAUGAUUCAUUGAAAAGUUUGCCUUUUAUAAUGAUGUAAUUUUUCUUCUUUUUUGCAGAUUUCUUCACCUUUUUUCUUUCUUCUUUUUGGGGGGGGUUUAUAAAACUUAUUACUGUUUACAAUAUAGAUGGAAUUUGAUCCAAAAUGUGGAAAGAUUACCUUUUUCUAAGUAUGAUCAGGGCUAGUUCUGGCAGUCUCCACAUUCGGCAGUUGUGAAUUUUAAAAACAAUUGUUGAAGUUUAUUUCAGAUGCAAAUUGUCACUGUUUAAUCCAGUAUUAAAUGAUCUCAGUGUGUGUAUUGUCAUACCCUGUACCAGUCCUCACUAAAAGUAGUUUUUGUCGGUAAUGUCAGUUUUGCUCAAUGUAAGAAGAAAAGGGAAACUGUUUGGAAAUCAAAACAAAUAUAUUUGCAAGAACAUUGGUUAUGGAAUAAAUAAAACAACAGUACUCCCUCAUAAUGAAGACUUGUCAUCUGCUUAUACGAAGUUUCAAAUUAUAUUUUCUUGAUUUUUUUUUUAUCCUUCAUAUAGCCAAUCUAACCAAUAGACACAGAUUAACAAACAAAUUAUCAAGAAAAUAUAAUAUGAAAUAAGUGAACCACAGUACAUUCUGCAUUAAGCAACCACCAAGGGCAUAUCUAAACAUGACAUAUCAACCCCUGCAAU
Messenger RNA from Gigantopelta aegis, 2697 nucleotides. RefSeq names its product protein lifeguard 4-like. The record is from RefSeq and is a predicted model, not a curated record. Gene Ontology annotation, biological process: negative regulation of apoptotic process. Gene Ontology annotation, cellular component: membrane. The transcript is spliced from 8 exons. Lineage: Eukaryota; Metazoa; Mollusca; Gastropoda; Neomphalida; Peltospiridae. The coding region runs from base 81 to 812 and encodes 243 amino acids.